UAAAAAGGGACAAAUGCAGGUGAAAAUUAAGUAUACACUUUGUGCACACAUCGCCAAAUCAUCCCCGUUUUUAACGCUUCCCAAGUCUUGCAUCCUUUUAUUAAAUUCAGAGGCUACGGUUUAUGCUUUACUUUCCGAUAUAAACGCGGUUCCGCUGAUGCAAGAGACCUAGCAAAUCAACAUUCCGCUGGCUGUAGCAAACACAAAUUGGUCCUGUAGUUACAUAGUCGCAAACAUGGCAGCUCCUGUGGUGCUUCUUCUUUUAGCUGCGGGCUCUUUCUAUGGACGAGCUGCAGCAGAAAAAGAGCUAGUUUAUGUCACUGUGUUGUUUCGGCACGGUGACCGAUCACCAAUCGGAGCCUAUCCUAAUGACCCGUACCAGGAAAGCGCCUGGCCACAAGGUUUUGGACAGUUAUCGCAGGAUGGGAUGAGGCAACACUAUGAGCUGGGCCAGUUUCUAAGGAAGCGAUACAACGGAUUUCUCAACAAAUCCUAUGACAGACAUGAGAUCUUGGUUCGCAGUACAGACUAUGAUCGCACCCUGAUGAGCGCUGAGGCCAACCUGGCAGGUCUGUACCCCCCCAGCGAUCAGCAGAUCUUCACAAAGGGCGUGAAGUGGCAGCCAAUACCUGUACACACCGUGCCGCAAAGUGAAGAUAGGCUUCUCUUAUUUCCUCUAGGAGACUGUCCUCGCUACGCACAGCUGUUGAAUGAAACAAAGCACACAGAGGAGUUUAUUAAUGUCACCAUUGCAAAUCAGGACCUUAUAGAGCUGGUGAGGAAUAAAUCGGGAUGGAAUAAGACCACUGUGGAGACAGCCUGGGGCCUGUAUGACACACUCUUCUGUGAGUCCCGUCACAACAAGUCUGCUCCUGACUGGGUGACUCCUAAUGUGAUGAAGAGGCUCCAAGUGCUCAAGGACUUUGGAUUUCAGAUCGUAUUUGGGGUCUACAAACGACAAGAGAAGAGUCGGCUACAGGGAGGUCUCCUUCUGGGUGAAAUAGUGAAGAAUCUUUCGAGGAUGGCCGUCCCAGACCCGAAACAGAGACUGAAAAUGAUGAUGUUGUCAGCGCACGACAGCACUGUAACUGCUCUUCAGGCCAGUUUGGAUGUGUUUAACGGAAGACAGCCACCUUACGCCUCCUGUCACAUAUUUGAGCUUUACAGAGAUGCCAACAGCUCUGCUUCGGUGUUGAUGUUUUACCGGAACGACAGCUCAGUGGAUCCGUACCCUCUGCAGUUACCAGGUUGCACCCUUGACUGCCCCCUAGAAGAGUUUGUGAAAAUUACCAAGCUUUCGAUUUCAGACGACAGGGACAAAGAGUGCCAAAUUCCUUCACAGGGGAAAGAUAAAGGAGUGAUCAUUGGUCUGGUGGUAUCCAGCUGCCUGCUCUUCCUCUUCAUCUCGCUUCUCCUUGGCAUUCUCUGUUGGCAGAAGGAGCCACACACCAACCAGGGAUAUCACCAUGUGAUCAACCAAGAAGCUGGAGAGGAAUCCUGACAGAAGCGCAGACUUCUUCCUCAGAGAUCUACAGGCCUCACCUCUUGGGUUGGCAGCGAUGACGAUGAACUCUAAAUUAACUGUGGUUCGGGACCAGAAUUAUUUUUUUUCCCACAGGGAAUUUCCAAAAUGACCCAGUUUAUAGGUUGAAAGGGAAGAACUUAAACAUUUUAUAUUGAUAUUUUAGAGAGGACCAUAUUUUAGACUGUGAACUCUGAUCUCUAACAUUGGCAAGUAAGGUAGUUGUUUAAAAAUACAAUCUGACCAGAUUUCUGCUUAGAAAGAUUGAACGAUUGUUUUUUUUUUUUUUUAUGUGAGUUUAGAAAAGUUCAAAAAGUUAGUCCAGGAAAUUUUAACUAGUGUAAUAGUCUGGAAAUGUGAGGGGAAAACCGUGAGUUCUUGGUACUGUCAAUGCCUUUAAUUAUGGGGUGUUUUGGUGAACUUUUUUUCUGAUGUAAUGAAUGACACAUUCUCUAUGAUUACAGAUAUUUUUUUUUUUUGAAAUUGUUCAGGUGUGUUUGAUUUCUCUGAGGCACAAAAAAGGUGCUGACAUGGUGAUAGCAGGCAUCCACUACCAAGUGUCCUUUAGCAAGACACCAGCUCAGUGGUAGUUUAGCUGAACCUGACCUGUGACCAAACCAAGCACAAUACUGUAAAUCAGUCUUGCAGUCAUAAGAAUUUUCAGUUUUAUUCAGCUUCCGUUUAAACAGAUGAUUUUGAAGAUG
Messenger RNA from Monopterus albus (swamp eel), 2226 nucleotides. It is a transcript of the gene acp2, whose product is annotated as acid phosphatase 2, lysosomal. Gene Ontology annotation, biological process: dephosphorylation; lysosome organization. Bases 236 to 1501 code for a protein of 421 amino acids. The record is from RefSeq and is a predicted model, not a curated record. Gene Ontology annotation, cellular component: lysosome. NCBI's taxonomy places the organism in Eukaryota, Metazoa, Chordata, Actinopteri, Synbranchiformes, Synbranchidae. The transcript is spliced from 13 exons. Gene Ontology annotation, molecular function: acid phosphatase activity.